AUGCUUGCCAGAGUCGGACUGAGAUCCUCCAGAAUCGUUGGUUCUAACAUCGCAGCCUCCACCGCUGCUCUUCACACUUCUGCUUCACGCAAGGUGGAUAUCCCAUUCCUCAAGCACUACCCACAACCUCCAGGUUACAUUGUUGGUACCGUUAACGAUGCGUACGUUGGGCCAAAGCCAUCCCACAGCCAUGGCUCGCUCCAUUGGAGCGCUGAGAAAGUGAUUGCCAUCGGCAUGGUUCCGUUGGCCACUAUUCCAUUCGUCACUGGCUCGUUUGCUCCAGUUCUCGAUGCCACCUUUGCAACCUUCAUACUCGCACACUCCUGGAUUGGCUUCCAAUCCUGUAUCAUUGACUACAUCCCAACCAGAGUGUACGGGAAGCAGCACGACUACGCCAUGUGGCUGUUGACCUUUGGUACCGGAAUCGCCGCGUAUGGUAUCUACCAGAUCGAGUCCAACGAUGUCGGUAUCACUGGCCUGUUGAAGAAGUUGUGGACUAAGCCAGAGGAGAAGAAGUGA
Williopsis jadinii is the source of this 519-nucleotide messenger RNA. It is a transcript of the gene SDH4, whose product is annotated as succinate dehydrogenase membrane anchor subunit SDH4. Gene Ontology annotation, biological process: tricarboxylic acid cycle; mitochondrial electron transport, succinate to ubiquinone. Gene Ontology annotation, molecular function: ubiquinone binding; heme binding. Gene Ontology annotation, cellular component: mitochondrial envelope; membrane. Lineage: Eukaryota; Fungi; Ascomycota; Saccharomycetes; Phaffomycetales; Wickerhamomycetaceae. Bases 1 to 519 code for a protein of 172 amino acids. The transcript has a single exon. The record is from RefSeq and is a predicted model, not a curated record.